Penicillium nucicola is the source of this 978-nucleotide messenger RNA. RefSeq lists its product as uncharacterized. The transcript is spliced from 6 exons. NCBI's taxonomy places the organism in Eukaryota, Fungi, Ascomycota, Eurotiomycetes, Eurotiales, Aspergillaceae. Gene Ontology annotation, molecular function: hydrolase activity. The coding region runs from base 1 to 978 and encodes 325 amino acids. The record is from RefSeq and is a predicted model, not a curated record.
AUGAAAUUAGCUUUGUCACAAUCAUGGGUCGAGGCUCGUCUAAUCACUGAGCAGAUCGAGCAAGCUCUCGGCCAAAGGCCACAAUUUUCGGGUGAUGCACUGGCUAUGAGAGAACAAUACAAAGCUCUCUCAAUCCAGAUAAAUGCUUCUCACAAGAGGGCCCUUCACCUCAAAAUCGAGGAUAUCGCAAUCACGGAUUAUCUUGCCGCUAGGGUUUAUACCCCUCCUAAUAAGGAUGGAAACGCAUUGCCCGUUGGUAUCUACUUUCAUGGUGGUGGAUGGUGUUGUGGCGACGUGGAAACCGAGGACGGUAUCUGCCAAUUGUUAUCUGAACAUGUUCCUUGCAUUAUUGUCUCAGUGGAAUAUCGACGGGCGCCUGAGCAUAAAAGCCCAGUGCAGCUUCAAGAUGUGCUAGAGGGCUGGACCUGGGCAUGGAACAAUGCAUCUAUGCUGAAUGGUGACCAAGCUAGAUAUUUCGCGAUUGGCCAGAGUGCGGGAGCUCAUCUUGCACUUGCUUUGGCGAAUCAGCUCGUCGCAUUGGAUCGAAAGGUUGAAAUCCGCGGUGUCGCAGCUCUGGCUCCAAUCACCACUCAUCCUGCCCGGGUCCCUAGCAAAUAUGAUGACAAGUAUCGUUCUUUCACGGAUUGUGCAGACGCUCCGAUUAACACAGCAUUUGCUAUGAAUGUAUUCUUCGACGCCGUUGGUGCAAGCCCCGACGAUCCAGAUUUCUUUAUCAUUAAUAGUAAACACAUUGAUGAUUUCCCUCCCACAUACUUGGUUGUGUGUGAUAUUGACCCCAUUCGUGAUGAUGGCCUAGUGAUGCACAGCCUAUUAAAGGAGGCCGGUGUUCCAACAAAGCUUGAUUAUUAUAUCGGCUUGCCCCAUGUCUUCUGGGCGUUAGACUGUAAACCACCAAGCGGGAACUUCCUGAGUGACGUGCUUAGCGGCAUCAACUUCUUAAUGAAUGAUGCAGUGUAA